AUGGAAAAAAGACUUACAAGAGAUCUGCAGCAUGACACAAAAGGUCCAGUUCCUACCAAGUUAAUGAAUCUUGUGGAAGCAAGUUUUGAGGUUAAGGGAGUUGAAAAGUUGGAAACUCAGUGGUGCUCUACACUAAAUUCAUCACCAAGAAGCAAAGGAAGGAAAGGUGAACACAUCUUCCUAGACAGUUCAACACCAUCAUUGCUUUCUAAUCAACUCCUAUCUCCUGGGGCUAAGAUGACAUUAAUGGUUCGAGCUAUACUCCCACCGAUUAUACCACCUUCCUAUAAGGGUUCUACUCUACGUUACCAUUACUAUAUAAAGAGCACGUUAAGCGGAAGAUUGAUGGCAUUGGAAAACAGUCAAUUUUACAAAGAGCCAACAAAAGAGUUCAUCGAAGUGAACACUCGAGUCCCAAUUCAAGUAUGGGCAGAUCCGAAAAAUAACGGGUUGCUUUUAGAGGAAAGUCAAACCAAUGGGAUUGUUCCACCCAAUACCAUUCAGACAGAAAUAUACUGGAAAGAGAUGGAUGGAGACUCUGAGUGGAUAAGAGCAAAUGACGCAUAUGAUGGUGCUGAGGAUGGCUAUGACAGUUCACGCGAUGAGAUCUCCUCUGUUUCUUCCUAUCUCAACAAAGAAAAUCUAAACAGAACUUUUGGCAGUUCAUCGUCCUUUAAUUCUGGACCACGAUUAUCAAUGAAAGGCACGUCAUAUUUUGACGAAGGUGUCGGAUCAUCUCCGAAAGAGAUGGUUUCUCAGUUAUCAGCUGCUAUGGUGUCUUAUGACUCUGGACCUGAUGGCUUUUCUCCUGGUAAAUCAUCAGAUUCCGUGAUUCCUCGCCAACAACUCAAGCAGGCAAAUGGCUCAGUUGCAUCUCAUUCACCUGAAGCUGGAGCUGGAGAAUCAUUUCCAUCAGAAAGAUUUACAAGAGGAAAAUCUUACAACAUCAGAAUGGAUGACCAAGUGCUUCUUAGAUUUCCCCCGAAGACCACGGACUCUACUUAUUACAUCAGCGAUAACAUUGGUGGUACUCUUACUUUCUUCCAUGAAGAAGGAGCUAGGCGAUGCCUGGAGGUCUCGGUUACACUGGAAACUUCAGAAACGAUAAACAGGAGAUUUGUUCAUUCGUCUAGGAGAAACUCCCCAACGCAUACUAAGGCCCAAAGCGAUCACCAUGAAGUGGUGGCAGACCUUAUUCAAACAAGCUUCCUGUUUUCGAUUCCCACGGAUGGUCCAAUGUCGUUUACAACACCCCGUGUUUCUGUGAAAUGGAUUCUUCGGUUUGAGUUCCUAAUUACCCCGAAAGAUGUGGACUUGAGCAGGUAUGAACAUCCUUUGUUAAUACGGGAAAGGGAAAAAUGCGAAUGGGUUCUUCCGAUCAUGGUACAUGCACCGCCACCCCUAACAUCAUCAGCUGCUCAAAACCGAGGUGGUAAGCUCUUUAGUUUGGAGCCUUCUUGGAUUCGUAGCUAA
This is a messenger RNA of Eruca vesicaria subsp. sativa (arugula), 1473 nucleotides long. The record is from the annotation of a GenBank genome assembly. Lineage: Eukaryota; Viridiplantae; Streptophyta; Magnoliopsida; Brassicales; Brassicaceae.